AUGGCAGUCCAGUUCCCGGCUCAGGCGGCCGGCGGAGCAGGUGGCGCCAAGGCCAUCCUGCAAGUGAUGCCUAAAAAGUAUGAACAUUUUGUCAAAGGGCCUUCUCUGAAAGUGGAUGUGAAAAGUGGUGCUAUUGCUGAAGGGUUGUUCACUUUUUCUCUUUGCUUUUCUCUGCUUUGGGUUAUGCUUAGGGGUCCUAAGAAUCUUUUUCUGCAAAUAUGGUUGGUUAAAGUGGCCACUGUGGGAUUGGCUAUUGUGGGAAGUGGGUACACAGGGCCUUCUAUGAACCCUGCUAAUGCUUUUGGCUGGGCUUAUGUUGAUAACUGGCACAAUACUUGGGAGCUGUUCUAUGUUUAUUGGGUUGGUCCUUUAAUUGGAGCAGCUUUGGCUGCUAGGGUCUUCAAGAUUUUGUUUCCUCCACCAGAAACAAAGGAGAAGAAAGCCUGA
This is a messenger RNA of Rosa chinensis, 447 nucleotides long. Its product is annotated as aquaporin SIP1-1. Lineage: Eukaryota; Viridiplantae; Streptophyta; Magnoliopsida; Rosales; Rosaceae. The coding region runs from base 1 to 447 and encodes 148 amino acids. The transcript has a single exon. The record is from RefSeq and is a predicted model, not a curated record. Gene Ontology annotation, cellular component: membrane. Gene Ontology annotation, biological process: transmembrane transport. Gene Ontology annotation, molecular function: water channel activity.